Molecule: messenger RNA, 297 nt
Organism: Lactuca virosa
Lineage: Eukaryota; Viridiplantae; Streptophyta; Magnoliopsida; Asterales; Asteraceae
Source: the annotation of a GenBank genome assembly
AUGUGGUUUUCAGAUCAAGUAAGGAAAGAAACGAGUGAGGCAGAUGAGUGGAGUCUCCGGCAGUGGCUGGCAAUUGUGAGGAGGGGUGAUGUCGAUCUCCGACGAGCCCUCAUUCAUUCCCGAUCCGACAUCAAAACACACAUGGAAGGGAGGCAGCUGCAGUCGCCGAUCAAAGGGAGGUCACAGCAAACAAACAAUCUUCCAACUGUAAUCCUCAGAUCUGCACUGACAUUCCAGUACACACAGACGAUUACUUGCAAUUUCUACACUCGCUGUCACUUCCUGCUUAAGAAGUAG